AUGUCUGAACAGAAAAAAAGAAAAGUAGAGACCAGUAAUGAUCCCAAUGUAUGGCUGAAGUGGUACCAUGAACUAAGUGAUGAAAGUGAUCUGAGUGAAAGCUCUAAGGAUGAAGAUGAAAGUGACAAAGAGGAAGAAAAUAUACUGACAGAGAGUGAGCAUAAUACAGAAUCGGAACAAGAGGUUGCGGAAAGUGAAGAAGUUGAAAGUGACGAAGACGUGCCUUUAGAUUCUUCUAGUUUCUACAUUGGGAAGGACAAAAUAACGAAAUGGAGAAAAGCGAAUCCUCCAAGAAAUGUGAAAACAAGGUCCCAUAACAUUAUUAUUCAUUUACCAGGACCCAAAGGUAAAGCACGAGAAGUGAAAACAGAAGUAGCAGAUUUAGAACUCUUUUUAGACGACAAUAUUCUCAAAACAAUUACAGCGUGCACUAAUAUUUAUAUAGAGAAAACACGUCAAGAAUUUACAAGGGGCAGAGAUGCAAGGAGUACUGAUGAGAUAGAAAUAAGGGCAUUUAUUGGAUUGUUGUUCCUUAUAGGCACCAUGAGAUGUUCUCGUAAAAAUAUUUAUUUACUAUGGGAUAACUCCAAGGGAAAUGGCAUUGAAUCAUGUUAUCUUACUAUGAGUGAACAAAGGUUCCGUUUCCUUUUGAGAUGUUUGAGAUUUGACAACAUCAAUGACCGUAACAUGCGUAAAGAACUUGAUAAAAUGGCAGCAAUUAGGGAAGUGUUUGAACUAUUUACCAAUAAUUUUGAGAAAUAUUUCUCACCGAGUGAAUAUCUAACUAUAGACGAGCAAUUGCUUGCGUUUAGAGGUCGUGCAGCUUUCCGCCAGUACAUCUCCAAUAAGCCAAGUAAAUAUGGCAUUAAAACGUUUGCUUUGGUUGAUGCUAAAACAGCUUAUACUAUGAAACUGGAAACGUAUGUUGGAUUGCAACCUCCAGGUCCAUAUCAGCAAAGUAACAAUGCCAAAGAUAUUGUGAUGAGGAUGGUGGAACCAGUUCAGGGUACAAAUAGAAACAUCACAGGAGAUAACUGGUUCACUAGUAUUCCAUUAGUCAACGAACUGCUGACUGAAAAGAAAUUAACAUACGUAGGUACUCUCAGAAAAAAUAAAAGAGAAAUUCCUAAGGAGUUUCUUCCCCAAAAAGACCGGGAUAAAUUUACUUCAAUUUUUGGAUUCCAGGAAAACUGUACAAUUGUUUCUUACUGUCUACAAAAGAAUAAAGCAGUUCUAGCAGUUUCUACCAUGCAUCACGAUAGUGCAAUCAGUGAAGACACAGGAGAAUAUCAAAAGCCGGAUAUUAUAACAUUUUACAACAGUACCAAGAUUGGAGUAGAUUUAGUAGACCAAAUAUGCCAAAAAAAGUAA
Acanthoscelides obtectus is the source of this 1371-nucleotide messenger RNA. The record is from the annotation of a GenBank genome assembly. NCBI's taxonomy places the organism in Eukaryota, Metazoa, Arthropoda, Insecta, Coleoptera, Chrysomelidae.